Molecule: messenger RNA, 378 nt
Organism: Arachis ipaensis
Lineage: Eukaryota; Viridiplantae; Streptophyta; Magnoliopsida; Fabales; Fabaceae
Source: RefSeq, a predicted model, not a curated record
AUGGCGGGGAACAAUGGAGACAUGUACUGGUUAAACGGUAUUGCGCAUGUUGCGGAGUUUAUUGACGAGAGGAGCACUCGUAGGCAACAGAAGAUAAUAAUGCAUGACCGUAUACUACUGUACUUAGAUAGUGCUGGAUUAUUACAUGUUGCAAGGCUGAAUGAUUAUUGGAUUAAUCUUGAUGAGCCACUGUUUAGUGCAUUUAUGGAGCGAUGGUGUCCCGAGAUCCACACAUUUCACAUGUCUUUUGGGGAGUGCACAGUAACUUUACAAGAUGUGGCAUAUCAGUUUGGGCUCCCUGUUGAUGGAUUUGCAGUUAGUGGAUGUCUCAGCGACUUUGAGCAGUUGAUAGAGAGGGAAAAGCCUACGCAGGUGUAG